Messenger RNA from Schistosoma rodhaini, 339 nucleotides. The record is from the annotation of a GenBank genome assembly. Lineage: Eukaryota; Metazoa; Platyhelminthes; Trematoda; Strigeidida; Schistosomatidae.
AUGUUCAGUAGUUACUCACUUAUGGGAUUCGGCGAUAGUCUCAUUAUGUGGCAAAUUAAUUCAAUUCAGAGAAGUAACAGUUUGGAUACAAAACAUCAAACUAAUGAAUCAGUUGACGAAGAAGAUGACAAUGAUCGAAUUGAAGCUGAAAAAUCAAAAAAGAAACGUGCUUUUAUUCGUGAUGAAAAUGGAGUUUGUAGACCAGGUGAAUUAGAUGAAGAUACAAAUAUGAGUAAAAAUCAUGAAUCACGAACAACUGUAGUAGAUCGUACAGCUGCAGAACGAAUUUCAUGUCGUUUGGUUCAACAGCGUAGUUUAGAUGUAAGUAAAAUAACAUGA